This is a messenger RNA of Saprolegnia diclina VS20, 969 nucleotides long. RefSeq lists its product as hypothetical. Bases 84 to 866 code for a protein of 260 amino acids. Gene Ontology annotation, cellular component: nucleus. Gene Ontology annotation, biological process: DNA-templated transcription. The transcript has 4 exons. Lineage: Eukaryota; Oomycota; Saprolegniomycetes; Saprolegniales; Saprolegniaceae. The record is from RefSeq and is a predicted model, not a curated record.
CUUUGCCCCACAGCUGAUGCUGACGAAAGCGAAGCGGCACGACGCUCAAUACGUGUUCUGCGCUAGCUAUACCGGAGACGAGAAUGGACGGCGCUAACAACGGCCAGCUCGCCGAAGACGAGCAAGACAGGGUGCAGAAAGCGGUCGGAAUGGAGCCCAAGAGUACAGUCGAAGGAUGUGACAACGAUGACGACGAUAUGUGGGCUCAGGAACUCGAGAGAGAGCUCGCCCUUGACGUGCACGUAAAGAAGCGCGGCAUGAUUCCCUUCCACUUGCCGCAUGAAGUCCUCAUGGUACUUAUGAGCAUGGUGUCCGUGGGACGCGUGUGCCGUUCUUGGAGUUUAGCCGCCGCGGAAGUCACGCGCAGCAAGUACCGCAAUAUCUUUGAAGGACUCUUUCUCGAGCUUCUCGCCGAUGACGCCACUGGCGCGAUCGCACUCGCCCGGACGGUGGAGGAUGCGUUGCACGCGUUCUACGGUCUUGACCACGGCUGCUUUGUUCCGAAGGCCUACAAGGAGAAGGCACGCAUGCUCAAAUUCAACCUCCGGGAUCCGAAGAACGCACUGCUCCGCACGCGCCUCUUCCAGGGUGAUCUCAGCGUCGACGCGCUAGUCCGCAUGCGGUCCAGCGACAUGGCCAAUCCGCUCUUGGUCCAACAACGCAAGGAAUGGAUCAAAAAACGAACGCGCGAGGUCACACGGAACAUGCGCGACCUCUCUGGCUUUAUGUACUCGACGGACCUCUUCAACUGCCCGUCAUGCGGCAGCAACGAGACGCAACACAGCCAGGGCCGGCGUAAAGCCAUGGCCGACCGCGUCUGCAUCGUCGUCAUCUGCUGUAAAUGUCCGUACCGGUGGCAAGUUUAGUCGUAACCAUCAAGUACACUAGGAACUAAGGGUGCGUUCGGUUCACCGCGUACAAGUACUUUCAAAGCACAUAUCGCAAAUCCGCAUAACUUCGAUUGCAAGG